Messenger RNA from Biomphalaria glabrata, 1509 nucleotides. RefSeq lists its product as uncharacterized. NCBI's taxonomy places the organism in Eukaryota, Metazoa, Mollusca, Gastropoda, Planorbidae. The transcript is spliced from 4 exons. Gene Ontology annotation, molecular function: DNA binding; protein heterodimerization activity; structural constituent of chromatin. Bases 46 to 1443 code for a protein of 465 amino acids. Gene Ontology annotation, biological process: nucleosome assembly. The record is from RefSeq and is a predicted model, not a curated record. Gene Ontology annotation, cellular component: nucleosome.
CGCGUCGUUCAGUCAGUCGAUUCGGUAAAAAUCUUCUACAUCAACAUGUCUGGACGUGGUAAAGGUGGAAAGGGCUUAGGCAAAGGAGGCGCCAAGCGUCACCGCAAAGUAUUGCGUGAUAACAUCCAGGGUAUCACUAAGCCUGCCAUCCGUCGUCUUGCUCGCAGAGGUGGUGUCAAACGUAUCUCUGGUCUGAUCUAUGAAGAAACCAGAGGUGUCCUAAAGGUUUUCCUUGAAAAUGUCAUCAGGGAUGCCGUCACCUACACUGAGCAUGCCAAGAGGAAGACUGUCACUGCUAUGGAUGUGGUCUACGCAUUGAAACGCCAAGGACGUACCCUGUACGGCUUUGGUGGUAAAAUGUCCGGACGCGGUAAAGGAGGCAAAGUUAAAGGCAAGUCCAAGUCUCGUUCAUCCCGGGCUGGACUUCAGUUUCCAGUCGGUCGUAUCCAUCGUCUGUUGAGAAAGGGGAACUAUGCUGAGCGUGUUGGUGCCGGCGCCCCUGUUUACCUCGCUGCAGUGCUCGAGUAUUUGGCUGCCGAAGUUCUCGAGUUGGCUGGCAACGCUGCCAGAGACAACAAGAAGACAAGAAUCAUUCCCCGUCACCUCCAGCUGGCCAUCAGAAACGACGAGGAGUUGAACAAACUUCUGUCUGGCGUCACCAUCGCUCAGGGUGGUGUCUUGCCCAACAUCCAAGCCGUACUUCUGCCCAAGAAGUCUCAAAAGACACCAGGAGACAUUCUUGAUCUCAAUCAAGUCGCUCGAAACUUCGCAAUGGCUAGAACCAAGCAAACCGCUCGUAAAUCCACUGGUGGUAAGGCACCACGUAAACAGCUGGCCACAAAGGCUGCAAGGAAAUCAGCACCAGCUACCGGAGGUGUUAAGAAGCCCCAUCGUUACAGGCCCGGCACUGUCGCCCUGAGAGAAAUCCGUCGUUACCAGAAGAGCACUGAGCUUCUGAUCCGCAAACUGCCAUUCCAACGUUUGGUCCGUGAGAUCGCUCAAGAUUUCAAGACUGACCUGCGCUUCCAGAGCUCUGCAGUUAUGGCUCUCCAAGAGGCUAGCGAGGCUUACCUUGUCGGUCUCUUUGAAGAUACCAACUUGUUCGAUUCGGUAAAAAUCUUCUACAUCAACAUGUCUGGACGUGGUAAAGGUGGAAAGGGCUUAGGCAAAGGAGGCGCCAAGCGUCACCGCAAAGUAUUGCGUGAUAACAUCCAGGGUAUCACUAAGCCUGCCAUCCGUCGUCUUGCUCGCAGAGGUGGUGUCAAACGUAUCUCUGGUCUGAUCUAUGAAGAAACCAGAGGUGUCCUAAAGGUUUUCCUUGAAAAUGUCAUCAGGGAUGCCGUCACCUACACUGAGCAUGCCAAGAGGAAGACUGUCACUGCUAUGGAUGUGGUCUACGCAUUGAAACGCCAAGGACGUACCCUGUACGGCUUUGGUGGUUAAACCAUCUCGAACGCUGCAUCUCACACCUCUCAAGAAAACACCGGCCCUUAUCAGGGCCAUCCCAAA